This is a messenger RNA of Nestor notabilis (Kea), 1109 nucleotides long. Its product is annotated as protein polybromo-1-like. The transcript is spliced from 5 exons. The annotation marks the transcript as partial. Gene Ontology annotation, cellular component: RSC-type complex. Lineage: Eukaryota; Metazoa; Chordata; Aves; Psittaciformes; Psittacidae. Gene Ontology annotation, biological process: chromatin remodeling. The record is from RefSeq and is a predicted model, not a curated record.
AGCGGGCAGCUAAAGUUGCUGAGCAGCAGGAGAGAGAGCGAGCAGCACAGCAGCAGAAUUCCUCCCCCCGGGCAGGCACUCCUGUCGGGGCUCUUAUGGGGGUGGUGCCGCCACCAACACCAAUGGGAAUGCUCAAUCAGCAGUUGACACCCGUUGCAGGCAUGAUAAGUGGCUAUCCACCGGUGCUGCCACCUUUGCAGGGCCCAGUUGAUGGCAUUGUUAGCAUGGGCAGCAUGCAGCCACUUCACCCAGGGGUGCCCCCACCCCACCAACUUCCGCCAGGUAUGCCAGGCAUCCCAGGCAUCCCACCACCCGGUGUUAUAGGCCAAAACGUGUCCCCCAUGGUAGGCACUCCAGCACCCGGAGCAAGUCCUUUUGGACAGCCGAUAGGUAUCCUCGGCCCACCAGGACAGCAGGCCCCCCCUCCGUACCCCGGCCAGAGCCCAGCGAGUCAGCCCAUUAUGCAGCAGCCCACAACUCCCAUGUUCGUCUCCCCUCCACCAAAGACACAGAGGCUUCUUCACUCUGAAGCCUAUCUGAAAUACAUUGAGGGGCUUAGUGCUGAAUCAAAUAGUAUCAGCAAGUGGGACCAGACCCUUGCAGCACGAAGACGAGAUGUCCACUUAUCGAAAGAACAGGAGAGCCGACUCCCUUCACACUGGUUGAAAAGUAAAGGGGCUCAUACCACAAUGGCUGAUGCAUUGUGGCGUCUGCGAGACUUGAUGCUCCGAGACACCCUCAAUAUCCGUCAGGCAUACAACAUAGAAAAUGUUUAGUCGCUUAAUUGCUUCUUUCUUUGAUACCGGCAUAUAAGGAGUUUUGUGGAACAAUAGCUGUUUUAGUUACUGGGUGGGAAGAGGUAACCAACAAUAAUUUGUAUUGCAUUUUACUGUACAUUGCAAGACCAUUUUUAUAUAAGGACACUUUUAAUAAGCAUAUUUCACUUUUUGUUAUAUUAAGUUGACUUUAUCAAAUACACGGAUUUUUGCAUAUGUUUCCUUUGUUUGAAAGGCGAUUUCAUAAUUGGUUAAGUGUAGUCAAGGAUUCAUCUUUCUUAUACUUUAUUGCUGAGACUCUGAUGCCAUUGUUUUUAUAUAAAAGAAGAAAAA